Messenger RNA from Chrysochloris asiatica (Cape golden mole), 1419 nucleotides. It is a transcript of the gene RCC1L, whose product is annotated as Williams-Beuren syndrome chromosome region 16. Lineage: Eukaryota; Metazoa; Chordata; Mammalia; Afrosoricida; Chrysochloridae. Bases 1 to 1419 code for a protein of 472 amino acids. The transcript is spliced from 11 exons. The record is from RefSeq and is a predicted model, not a curated record.
AUGGCUCGGGCAGCCUUGGCGACGGGGGUUCGGCUGGGGCGGCGGCUAGGCGAGCCGGUACCAGGGCUAGGACUGGGGUUGGGGCCGGGGCGAAGGCACUGGACGGCGGCCGGGCGCUCGCGGAGCCGGCGCGAGGCGGCCGAGGCCGAGGCGGAUGCGCCGGUGUUCCAGUACGCGGGCGAGCGUGCGGCGCGCGCCAACCGCAUCUUCGUGUGGGGCUUCAGCUUUUCCGGAGCGCUGGGCGUGCCCACCUUCGUCGUGCCGGGCUCUGGGCCUGCACCCCGCGGCGGUGUCCGACCGCGCCGCCGGAUUCAGCCGGUGCCCUACCGCCUGGAGUUGGACCAGAAGAUUUCAUCUGCUGCCUGUGGCUAUGGAUUCACACUGCUGUCCUCUAGAACGAAGGACAUUACAAAAGUUUGGGGCAUGGGACUCAACAAAGAUUCCCAGCUUGGAUUUCACAGGAGCCGGAAAGACAAAAGUCGGGGGUAUGAGUAUGUUUUGGAGCCCUCGCCUGUCCCGUUACCUCUGGACAGACCUCAGGAGACACGGGUGUUGCAGGUGUCCUGCGGCCGAGCACACUCUCUCAUCCUGACCGACGCUGAAGGAGUCUUCAGCAUGGGGAACAACUCCUACGGGCAGUGUGGAAGGAAGGUGGUUGAAGAUGAGGUUUACAGUGAAAGUCAUAGAGUCCACCACCUACAGGACUUCGAAGGACAGGUGGUCCAGGUUGCCUGCGGUCAGGACCACAGUCUGUUCCUCACAGAUAAAGGAGAAGUCUAUUCUUGUGGCUGGGGCGCGGAUGGGCAGACAGGUCUGGGUCACUAUAACAUCAGCAGCGUGCCCACCAAGCUAGGUGGAGACCUCGCCGGAGUGAACGUUGUCCAGGUGACCACCUAUGGGGAUUGUUGCCUGGCCGUGUCUGCAGACGGCGCCAUCUUCGGCUGGGGAAACUCUGAGUACCUGCAGCUGGCUUCCGUCACUGAGUCCACACAGGUGAAUGUGCCCCGGUGCCUACCUUUCUCGGGCGUGGGGAAGGUGAAGCAGGCCGCGUGCGCUGGGACCGGCUGUGCUCUACUCAAUGGAGAAGGACAAGUUUUUGUCUGGGGUUAUGGAAUUCUUGGGAAAGGACCAAACCUCGUGGAAACGGCCCUUCCAGAACUGAUUCCUCCUACUCUCUUUGGAUUGACGGAGUUCAGCCCAGAAAUCCAGGUUUCCCGCAUCCGAUGUGGGCUCAGCCACUUUGCUGCACUGACCAACAAAGGAGAACUGUUUGUGUGGGGCAAGAACAUUCGGGGCUGUCUGGGAAUCGGCCGCCUGGAGGACCAGUAUUUCCCAUGGAGGGUGACGAUGCCUGGGGAGCCCGUGGACAUGGCGUGUGGUGUGGAUCACAUGGUGACUCUGGCCAAGUCCUUCGUCUGA